Molecule: messenger RNA, 3612 nt
Organism: Esox lucius (northern pike)
Lineage: Eukaryota; Metazoa; Chordata; Actinopteri; Esociformes; Esocidae
Gene: best1
Product: bestrophin 1
Exons: 10
Coding region: 480-2690 (736 amino acids)
Molecular function (GO): chloride channel activity
Source: RefSeq, a predicted model, not a curated record
CCAAGACUGAAGCCACACGUUCCCUUAAGGCACAAUCUCUCUUGAAAUCUCUCCAUAUCUUUUAACCUCUCUAAAAAUCUCUAUACAUUUCUCCAUCCUCCAAUACAUUUAUCUCCAUACUCUGUUAAACUUCAUCCUUCAUCGGCAGCUUGUCUUCAGAACGUGGAGUCAUGAGAUAAGAUCUAUCAGAACAUCAAUACGUGUCUCUCUUAUUUGUGUCCAUCAAGCAGAUACAUGAUCAGAUCAAUCAUGACUGCCUGAGAGCUGACUUCUAAACCAGACAGUGACAGUAGCUGUAGGACAAUAUUGAUAACCACACAACAAGGCCAGGCUGUCAGUCAGCCAUUCAGCCAGCCUGUCAGUCAGCCAUUCAGCCAGCCUGUCAGUCAGCCAUUCAGCCUGUCGGUCAUUCAGCCUGUCGGCAAGAUUGUCUGUCAGCCAGUCAGAAAGCCAGCCAUACUGGCCAGUUACAGUUAGCAAUGACGAUAACUUACUCGCGAAGGGUUGCUGACGCAGGCCUGGGCACCUUCUCCCAUCUACUACUCCGAUGGAAAGGAAGCAUCUACAAACUGCUCUGGAGGGAACUCAUCAUCUUCACUGCACUGUACUACUCCUUCAGCAUAAUCUACAGGUUUGUGUUGUCGGAUGCUCAGAAAAGGCUGUUUGAGAAGCUGGCCAUCUACUGUGACCGCUAUGCAGAACUCAUCCCUGUCUCCUUUGUAUUGGGGUUCUAUGUGACCCUGGUGGUCUCACGGUGGUGGGGCCAGUAUGAGAGUGUUCCAUGGCCCGACCGGCUUGGGGCGCUGGUGGGUGCUCACGUCCGUGGUGCUGAUGAGAGUGCCAGGCUGACUCGUCGGACCCUGAUGCGAUACGCUAACCUCUCUGGUGUACUCAUCUACCGAUCGGUCAGUACUGCAGUCUACAAGAGGUUCCCCACUAUGGACCACCUGGUGGAGGCAGGCCUGAUGACUGCCGAGGAAUACCGGCAGUUGGAGGAGCUGCCGUCUCCUCACAACAAGUUCUGGGUGCCGUGUAUGUGGUUUGUCAGCCUGGCCCUGAGGGCUCGCACAGAGGGCCGCAUCAACAAUGAUGUAGCUUUGUCGUCCAUUCUCAGUGAAUUAAAUUAUUUGCGGACACAGUGCAUGAAACUGUAUAGCUAUGACUGGAUAAGCCUGCCCCUUGUUUACACCCAGGUGGUGACGGUGGCGGUGUACAGCUUCUUCCUGGCAUGUCUGAUUGGUCGACAGUUCUUAGACCCCUCCCAGGGCUAUGCUGGUCAUGACAUCGACUUCUACUUGCCUGUCUUCACCCUGCUCCAGUUCUUCUUCUAUGUGGGCUGGCUCAAGGUGGCAGAACAACUGAUAAACCCAUUUGGGGAAGAUGAUGAUGACUUCGAAACCAACUAUCUAGUGGAUCGCAAUCUACAGGUGUCCCUGCUGUCUGUGGAUGAGAUGUAUGACGCCAUCCCAUUGGUAGAGAGGGAUAAAUACUGGAACGAAUCAGAGCCCCAGCCUCCGUAUACUGCAGCCAGUGCAGAGCAUCGCAAACCCUCCUUCAUGGGCUCUGCCCUGGACAUCAGUGUUCCCAAAGAGGAGAUGGAGUUCCAAUCCAACCUGGAGCAGAUCAAGGAGCACGAGGAGGCUAAUCACUCCACUCCUCUCCUGGGAGGUCUGAGUCGCCUCCUAGGGGUCCAGUCGCCAGCCUUCCCCCGUUCCUCCCCCUCCUCCAGGGUCUCCCUGCUGCGCCGGCGCCCUGGAGCUCCUUUCUCCCGCUUCCCCCUCUUCCUGCACCCUGAAGGGGAGCUCUCUACGCCGGGCCCCGUUCCCGGGUUUGGCCCGAGCCACACAGACUACGCCUUCACCUCCAUGCCACUGUACGAGAGGUCCGGCUUCUACAGUUGCCCCCAGACACCCAUCCACUGUGUCCCCCCCGCAGUGCCUCGGCUGCGGCCCGGCCGAGGAGCUCACCCCUUGGAACGUAGCAGCAGUUCCCUGGCCCCUCUUACGGUGGGUUCCGGAGCUCUGCCGCCCCCGGACACUCCGGGACCAAUGCCACAUCCGCCCUCCUCCGCCUUCCCCUGGCUGAGCGAGGGGGAGGGUCCCGGAGCUCCCGCCUUCUCCUUCCCCGACCCGGUCAACCCUCCGGAGCUCUGCCCCAUGUCGAAGCUCCGUCCUGGCCCCGGUCUGCUGUCUCGAAGGCCCCCGCCUCCACGCCUGUCUCUGGACACAGCAGGUCCGGCAGUAGGCGUGCAGCCCGGGCCUCUCAGCCCUCGGGGACCAGGAGGUGCAAUGGAGAGGGUGUUCUCCUUCACACCAGCAUCCAACACCGACCCCAACAACAGUUCCUCCUCCAGUGUUAACGCCGCAAAUCCAAACGCCACCGCUGCUGCCAGCUUCUGCAAUGGCACCGGCCACAACCACUUAUGUAGCCAUGCCAACCACUUAAGUAGCCAUGCCAACAGCGGCACUCAACGUGCGGGUGGCACCAAUGACACCAACGGUGGUCUGAGCAACAGCAUUGUGAACACUUCCGUUCCCACUUCCCCCUCCUCUCAACAAGCAGCCAAUCAUCAUCCAAACUCACCCAACGAUUCAGGGAUUUCAUUGGCUGACGGAGACCCUCAGUGGCCUGGAGCUCUGGUAUUGGGUAGUGGGAAGAACCAGGCCCCGGGGGGGCGGGAUCAGGACUGAGGACGCUGGGGGUACUCUGGGUUCAGAACUCUCCACGGUACAUACAUCUUUUGGGCCGGAAAAUUCCAUGCCUCCGUGCCAGCACUUCUGUUAUGAAGCCAUCCUUCCAAAUGGGAGCGACGCCUGUGUUCAGCUCUACGGCCAGUGGAAACACUGCUGGUGAAAUGUUUGUUGGAAUCCCACACAGGGAAGAAGCUCCUGAUAAGACAGUAAUUUUUCAUACUUUUCCAGCUAGUAAACCAGUACAAAAUCUACUGAAAGAAAAGAGAUACUGACGAAUCCUCAAAUCAAUCAUGAAACCCUUGAAAGACGUCCCACCUUUAUUCUGCCUCAAAGGUUUCCAAGACUGAAUUAUCGAACAAGCCUGGAACAGUAUUAGUUACUCCAGGGUGGUUUAGGGGAUUUGAGGAGCAAAUGUGAGAAUACAAGUCGACACAAACUGAUAGAGACCAGCAAAAAUUGUUUAAAUGCGGAAUCUCAAGAACUCUGGAUUAUUUUUGUAGACAAGGGUAUUUGAAACAUUAACUAAAAACAUUAACUGCAGCUGACAAUGCCUUCUGGUAAUUUUUGCUUGUACUCAUGCUAGUAGACAUUAUAUAUAUCGCUCCUUAAAUACAAAACUGUGAACUUUAAAAAGGGCAUUAAGGAGUUGGUUUGACGAGAAUCGGUAACAUCACUUGACUUUCCCCUUGUAUUAGGAACAAUAAACAAACCAUCUAUAUGUAUGUAGAAACAAUGUUUGGACCCUGACUUGCACUCCCUUCCCUAAAAUAGUACACUGUUUGACCAUGGGGCUCUGGAAAUCCAAAAUCCUCAAAACAAAGGAUUCCAGAUGACUCCAGAUUUUGUGGGAAGUCUUGUCCUGAAAGACAAUGUGUACUGUUAUAGUCUUUUUGAGGUUGUUCUCUCUGUAAUAAAUAUG